Messenger RNA from Vicia faba (fava bean), 537 nucleotides. The record is from the annotation of a GenBank genome assembly. NCBI's taxonomy places the organism in Eukaryota, Viridiplantae, Streptophyta, Magnoliopsida, Fabales, Fabaceae.
AUGCGGCCAAACGCCGCCGGUAACGGCAACGAUGACCGAUGGGGAACUGCCGGGCCGGCGAUUCGCAAGAAAGGAACGAGUGUUCGUGCAUGGCUGGUUGUCGACGUUACCGGAGACGCACAAGUGGUUGAGGCCGGAAAACACGCCAUCAUGAGACGAACUGGGCUCCCCGCGCGUGACCUUCGAAUCCUCGAUCCCCUCCUUUCCUAUCCGUCCACCGUUCUCGGACGAGAGAGAGCAAUCGUCAUCAAUUUGGAACACAUCAAAGCGAUUAUCACCGCAAACGAAGUUCUUCUUCUCAAUUCAAGAGAUCCUUCCGUUACUCCUUUCGUUCAGGAGCUUCAAGCGAGGAUCCUCCGUCAUCACGACGCGACCACUAAUCCUCAAGAGGAUUCUCACGGCGGCGGAAUUAAGAUUCUUCCGUUCGAAUUUGUUGCGCUUGAGGCGUGUCUUGAAGCGGCUUGUAGCGUUUUGGAGAAUGAAGCGAAGACCUUGGAGCAAGAGGCGCAUCCUGCUCUUGAUAAAUUGACGUCGUAG